Molecule: messenger RNA, 2019 nt
Organism: Cygnus olor (mute swan)
Lineage: Eukaryota; Metazoa; Chordata; Aves; Anseriformes; Anatidae
Gene: SLC25A17
Product: solute carrier family 25 member 17
Exons: 9
Coding region: 685-1560 (291 amino acids)
Biological process (GO): transmembrane transport
Cellular component (GO): peroxisomal membrane
Molecular function (GO): ATP transmembrane transporter activity; ADP transmembrane transporter activity; NAD transmembrane transporter activity
Source: RefSeq, a predicted model, not a curated record
CUGUAAAUGAAGGAGCAGCGUUUAGUUGGUAGACUCCGUGCCCUGCCCGUGAACGAACGCCUGCCCGCCAGCCCCUCCUUCCAACAGACCGGCCGUUUUGUGCUGUGUGGCGCUCGGAGGAGACGUACGGAUGGGUUUCAAGCAAGCUUUGGGUUGUCCCGGGCUGGCGAGGACGCCUGUCGGCGGGGUUGCUGCUGAUCCAGCGCGCAGGGCAAAAGCUCUUGUUCUAAUCUGAGUCCUGAGGGCUUGCAGCGCUUGUGUCGGAUGAAGGUCACUAAAUGUGACUGAACAAUAGAAGCUGCUCACAAACUGGCCUGCCGGGGAAAGCAAAAGAAGACGCUUCAGGUCGUUUUGUCUUUAUCGUAAAUAAAUACGGGAUUGUUGUCUGCUCUUGCAGGUGUUUUAGGUCUGCUUAUUCAAGCAGCUGAGGUAAUGGGGAUUUUGCUUCCAGUUUUGAGAACGGGAACUCUCAAACGAGCUCCUUACAGAAACGCUACGUGCUCUCCUUUUGCUGGCUUGCACAGAAGGUGGUAUUGCUUCCUAGCCCGCGCAGUUAGCAUCUCACUCUUGUGUACAGACCCCUGUCAUCAGGCUGUGCUCCUCACUGAAGCCUGUGAUACGAGCCGAAUUCAUAAACCUAGCCGUAAACUUAAAGCAGGAUAAAAUGGUACCUCAGCUCCCUUGAUGAUGGGCAGUGUGACGGCAAUGACGGUAUUUUUUCCUUUGGACACAGCUAGGCUUAGACUUCAGGUUGAUGAGAAAAGGAAGUCAAAGACAACACCAGCAGUCCUACUGGAAAUAAUCAAAGAAGAAGGCUUGCUGGCACCAUAUCGAGGAUGGUUCCCUGUUAUCUCCAGCCUGUGCUGCUCCAAUUUUGUUUAUUUCUAUACGUUUAAUAGUCUUAAAACUCUCUGGGUCAAAGGUCAGCAUUCAACCACUGGAAAAGACUUGGUUCUUGGGGUUGUUGCAGGUGUAGCGAACGUACUCUUGACCACUCCUCUUUGGGUAGUGAACACACGGCUGAAGCUGCAGGGAGCAAAAUUUAGAAAUGAAGACAUUGUACCAACCAAUUAUAAAGGCAUAAUAGAUGCCUUUCAUCAGAUAAUACGAGAUGAAGGAGUCUUAGCUUUAUGGAAUGGUACAUUUCCCUCCUUGCUGCUGGUCUUCAAUCCUGCUAUACAGUUCAUGUUUUAUGAAGGCUUUAAACGGAAACUUUUGAAAAGACAGGAGGAACUCACGUCUUUGGAUGUUUUUGUCAUUGGUGCGAUAGCCAAGGCGGUUGCCACCACCCUCACUUAUCCUCUGCAGACAGUGCAGUCAAUUCUGCGGUUUGGACGCCAUAGGUUGAACCCAGAGAACCGAACACUAGGCAGUCUUAAAAAUGUUUUUUACCUUCUUCGGGAGAGAGUGAGGCGGUUUGGAUUAAUGGGACUCUACAAAGGCCUUGAAGCAAAGCUCCUGCAGACAGUCCUUACUGCUGCUCUUAUGAUUCUAGUGUAUGAGAAACUGACUGCUGCAACCUUCACGGUCAUGGGAUUAAAGCAUUCACGCAGACAUUGAAAAAGGAACCUAUGCCAAAGAUUUUGGGCUCCGGAAAGACACAUUCCAUUUCUGAGGCCACACUGGGUAGUAAAAGGUCCUCACUUUCUCUUUAUUUCUGUUUUCUUUUUAGCCAUGUCCAUUAUUUGGAGAAAUUUAGAAUACGUUCUGUAGGACUUGUUGCCAUGACUUUGGGGAUAGCCCAAUCCCCGCUCUUCUGUGGACUCACUGUGUUAAGAAACAAAGCAGAGACCUUCUUGAAACACUUGAAAUUUUAAUUGCCAUAUGAUUUGGCUGAUGUUCUUGGUGAGAAUGAGUAUCUCUUAUGAUGCUUAACUUCCUUGUUUUCCCUUGAAUUAUCCUUAACUAUUAUUCUGUCUUUACCUUCUGUCAACAGCUGGUGGGGCUGGUUUCAUGUUAUUCUCCUCGCACUCUGUUUUUGUCACUUGAUUUGUGAUUCAUUAAAAUAAUGAAGAGCAA